Pristis pectinata (smalltooth sawfish) is the source of this 3628-nucleotide messenger RNA. It is a transcript of the gene st6galnac3, whose product is annotated as ST6 (alpha-N-acetyl-neuraminyl-2,3-beta-galactosyl-1,3)-N-acetylgalactosaminide alpha-2,6-sialyltransferase 3. The coding region runs from base 179 to 1150 and encodes 323 amino acids. NCBI's taxonomy places the organism in Eukaryota, Metazoa, Chordata, Chondrichthyes, Rhinopristiformes, Pristidae. Gene Ontology annotation, molecular function: alpha-N-acetylgalactosaminide alpha-2,6-sialyltransferase activity. Gene Ontology annotation, biological process: ganglioside biosynthetic process; oligosaccharide metabolic process. The transcript has 5 exons. The record is from RefSeq and is a predicted model, not a curated record.
AGAGAGCGGAAAGAGAGAGAGCGGAGAGAAGCCACAUGAUUAUCAGACCUGAAGUUCCUCGCCUCUCCAGCUUCAGACAGCCCUAGUGACCGCUUGGUCGAGAUCUCACUGCCGCCGUGCCGUAAAGAGGGAGAGAAAGGAACCUUCCCUCUCGGAGCUCUGCAAGGGAGAGGAAGAAAUGUCCUGCGUUGGCAAGAGGAAAUCGAUUCUUGUGCUGAGUUCAAUACUGGUGGUGUCGCUCUUUGUGGCAGUGGUCCAGUACACACAUGACAUCUCAUCGCUUCUUCUUCAGCCUUACCCUGGCCAGGAUGGGAUUUUAAACAUGACAAGAGUUUUCACGCACGCCACCAUCAACCAGCAGCCCCGAGAACUCCCUGGCUACGUCAGCGUAACAACACAGCAGCCUCUCCGCCUGCACUGUGACCGAUGUAGCAUUGUGUCCAGCUCCGGACAGAUGCUUGGCCAGAAGGCCGGCAAGCUGAUUGACCAGUCGCCCUGCGUGUGGAGAAUGAACAACGCACCCACGCUGGGGUUUGAGUCCGACGUUGGCACCAGGACCAGUGUCAGGGUGGUGUCCCACACCAGCGUGCCAUUCCUCCAGCAAAGGCAGCAGCAUUACUUUGGAGAGGCCAACGAGACUGUCUACGUGAUCUGGGGGCCCUAUCGGAAUAUGCGGCGGGAUGGGAAAGGAGCCACGUACAACGAGUUGCAGAAGCUGGCCAGAAGGUUCCCCCACGCAAAGAUCUAUGUGACAACGGAGGAACGGAUGAACUACUGUGACUGGAUCUUCAAGCAGGAAACGGGGAAGGAUAGGGUACUGUCAGGUACGUACCUGAGUACUGGCUGGUUCACACUCGUGCUCGCGAUGGAAGUAUGCCCGAAAAUCCAUAUCUUUGGAAUGAUUAAUGAUACUUAUUGCAGUCUUCACAGGGCUGGAGGACGCAAAAAAAUUCCUUAUCAUUACUACGAGGCUGGGAGUCGGGACGAAUGCGCAGAGUAUACCAUUCAUGAAAACGCCCUCUACGGAGGUCACAGGUUCAUUACCGAGAAGGCCAUCUUUGCCAAGUGGGCCAAGCAUCACAAUAUAACCUUCUCACACCCAUCCAGUGGGCUCCCUGACACAGGCCCACAGACUCAAAGAGAAGACUGACCAUCCCAGGGUGUGAUUGGAAUGUGGACAUUGCCAUUACUUUAAGUUCACUGUGGAAUACAUUGUUUCUCUACUCUUUGACUGUGCAGUGAAUGUAUAUGGAUUUAUACACAAACUUCUGUAUCAUCAUGGAAGGAAGAAAGAGCAAAGAGUCAGCAAGUAUUUAAAGUAUUAACAUUUUUUCACAAAUAGGGCACUGUAUAUUGAAAAGUAGCACUUUAACACUUUGUCAACGGAACAUUCAACAAAGAUUAGCCAAUGCUCUGGAUUUUAAGUGGGGUGUUACUGGGCUUUUUGACUCCAACACCUCAUCUCCAGCUCGCUCAGGAAGAUUAGGUUCCUGCUUGUGAUGGUCCUGCAGGAAAUGCAAUAAGAAAUGUUAGAGUUCAGUCUUAGAGAGCAUCGACAUGCAUCAAAAUUGAAAAAGAAACAUCAGUUAAUUUGGCAAUGUCUUAAUGUAACAGGCCAUUGGUUGUGUGUUCAGUGGAGAGUUGCUGACACCCCAAACCCUUUCCAGCACUGACAUCCCAAACCCUCUCCAGCACUGACAUCCCAAACCCUCUCCAGCACUGACAUCCCAAACCCUCUCCAGCACUGACAAGGCAUGAGCCAGGAGAAUGUGUGUAUGUAUCAUUAACGACACUCAAGAAGCCACAGCACUCAGGAGCAAACUUGAUUGACAAUCCAUCCAUCUAAAUUUAUUAUCAAUUUUCAUGUAUUUUAACAAAAUUUUCCAAUCUAUCACUGCCAACUCACCACUGUUUAAAUUUAAGACCUUCGUUUAGGAUUAAACUGCUUUAUUUUCACUUUAACCUUGUUACAGUCACUCUUCUCUAAAGGACCUAAACAACAAGGUUAUUAACUAACCUGUUCCCAUUGGACAGUAUUCACUGUAGGACAACAUGUUCCUACCUGGCUCUUUCACAUACUAAAGCACCUCAUGUGCAGUCCAAGAGUUCAUCCUUCACAGUAUCAUUGCUAAUUUGUAUAUCUAUAGAUUGAAGUCACCCAUAUUUAUUGUGGUACUCUUGUUACAUGCAUCUCUAAGUUGAUGCUGUUCUCUGUAUUACGCUGCUGUUCAGAGGCCUACAGACAACUCUGCCAUCUCAACCUUCCACUGGCACACAAUGGCUGCAAUCUGCAGCAACUCACCAAAGCAUGAUUGGCUGCAUGUUACGAAACCAGCUCCAAGUCGUUCCUUCAUCAUAACCGGUCGCUGUCCUUGAAAUCCCUACGUAACAGCACCAUGAGAACUCCUCCACCAAACAGACAGCAGAAGGUUUCCCCACCCUCUGAAGGCGAAUAAGCAAUUAAUUUCACGUUGAAUUUUGAAAUGUGGAAAGGGUUUAGGUUAAGUGCAGACUGCUUUACCAGAUGGCAGAAUAGACGGAGCUUUACCCUUCCUUCAACCCUGGAUUGGGGAGAGGCUACUUUAUUCUGGGAUUGAGUAUCUUCAGUGGAAAGUGUAUCAUGCCCUUGUAUUGACAGUACCUAAAUUGAUAAGCAUAAAACUACAAUCCGUUAAGGAGAAAAUCAAAAAUAAGAAGAGAUACUGAAAGGAAUGUCUUCAAUCAAUCCUUCUCGAAGUUUACAAUCAACAUCAAGAGGCAAUUAACAAAACCAUAUAAUGUCUUUAGUGAAGCAGGACCUCUCACUUCCUUGAUCUGUUGUAUUAUAUGUAAUCACUGAAGUUUUCAAAAGUAAUUAACUUGCUAGCGAAGAUGAAUAAUCAGAUAAUUAACUCUGUCAGUGAUAAAAGGAUAUAUUUAAUGAUCGCUGAUAUUCUCCUGCAAAUGUGUCACAAAUUCAGGUUUUGCCAUAGAUAUUCUUUUGGUGGCAUUUGUUCUGUAACAGGUUUGAGCUUCUAAUGGUUAGGAGUGUACCCAAACAGUAGUAUAACGGAAUGUGCAGCAAAGGUGGAUAGGGUGGUAUGAAUAGUGAGCACCUCUUCAACACUUUCAAAGGAAGACUAAAAUGAUACUUGAUCGACUCAAGGCAUGUAUGAACAGUUUAAGCUGACUUAAUGCACAAAUGAACAUGCUAAUGAAGGCAUUUGAGACUGACUGAACUGACACCAAUCAGCACAAUGUGACUGGCAGUAUCAUACAAACCAACGAUUAAGCCAUGUUUCCUCACAAGUCAUUUGCUUGACUUUAACAAAAUAUCUUUGAAGCACUCUCCAAUAUUCUGUAUUCUGAAGCUUGUCUUCGCCGCAGAAUCUAAAUGCCAGACAGUGUUUUUAUUUCAGUUGUUUUCUCUGCCUGAGAGAGGGAUUAUACUAGACUGCCCUUGCCAAGCACUCAGGAUUAGGGGCCUCCCAUGGGUGUGCUGUAUUUAACGGUUAUCAACUUCAGCUAAUGAAUUGGAAAUUGUUCACUGUCUUGGGGUUAAAGGAUCCGUGCCUGCUCCGUCAACAUCUUUCACUAAUUUUGUAUCAGCAAUUUAAACUUCUCUGAAUAUACCUUCUUUAAAACAUAA